AUAUAAGCCCAAACAUUCAUGUCUGCACAUCGUACCUAUACUAUCUAGCUCCUAUUACAUUAUUAUCACCGAAUUAAAGUUGCGUUAUUAGUUGAUGAUGGCCACAACCACUCCACAAUCGCCGGCUCACGAGCAAGUCCAGCCACUGGCACCGGCCGUUUCCGGGCACAGCCACCGUGCGGACGACGUCGAGAGCGGCGGCCGGCCGGUGGACAGCAAGGCUGGACGGAGACGCAAGUGCAUCAAGUGUUGCGGGUGUUGCAGCGUGGUGACUUUGAUCAUAAUUCUGGUGAUUCUGAUAUUAGCUUUCACGGUUUUCCGCGUAAAGGAUCCUACGGUGAGGAUGGACUCGAUCCAGAUCGAGGGUCUAAGCUCUCUCACGACAAGAAACCUCAACCCCAACGUUAACCUGACCCUGUUCGCCGGCGUGUCGGUGAAAAACCCGAACGCCGCGUCGUUCAGGUUCGACGAGGCCACGAUGAGCUUGUUGUACGACGGGAGAGUGGUGGGUGAAGCCCAGGUUCCGCCGGGGAACGCCCGGGCAAGGCGGACGUUAAAGAUAAACUCGACGGUCAUCGUUAUGGUCCAGAAUUUAAUAGGCGUGCCGCGGCUGACCAGUGAUUUGAUCGCCGGCGAACUGCCCGUCGGUAUGACUACUAGGAUUCACGGGAGAGCAAAGGUUUUGGGGAUCAUAAAGAAGAGCGCUACGGUGAGAUUGAACUGUACGAUGUCGUUCGACCUGUCGAGCCAAGGUAUUGAGAAUCUUGAUUGCGACAGAAAGGUGUCCCUGUAGGAUAGAGAACCGGUCAUGGCAGACAAUAUUGAUUUGUGUUUUUUUAUUUAUUAUUUUGAAAUUAUUAUUGUAAUGAUUUUAGCA
Messenger RNA from Ipomoea nil (Japanese morning glory), 877 nucleotides. RefSeq lists its product as uncharacterized. Bases 95 to 793 code for a protein of 232 amino acids. Gene Ontology annotation, cellular component: plasma membrane. The record is from RefSeq and is a predicted model, not a curated record. NCBI's taxonomy places the organism in Eukaryota, Viridiplantae, Streptophyta, Magnoliopsida, Solanales, Convolvulaceae. The transcript has a single exon.